ACAUGGAAACGGACGCGAAAAAUACUAUAGAGGAGAACGAGGGGAUUGUUCCCUUUUUAAAACCUCUGGAUCUCUUCCGAAACAAGCAAUUGGUCACAGUUUGUGCACCAAUGGUUAGAUAUUCGAAACUGGCAUUCCGUUCCCUCGUGAGGAAGUAUGGAUGCGACCUCUGUUUCACACCUAUGAUCAUUACUGACAGCUUCUUGCAGUCAGUUCGGGCAAGACAUAGUGACUUCACCACAUCGAGAAAUGAUCGUCCCCUUAUUGUCCAGUUUGCUGCCAGGAGUGGUGAAGACUGGGCGAAAGCAUCAAGUAUGAUUUCACCGUAUUGUGAUGGUGUAGACUUGAAUUGUGGUUGUCCACAACGAUGGGCUAUGGCUGAGGGUUAUGGUGCUUGCCUCAUACACAAACCAGAACUUGUAGCUGACAUGAUUCGACAGACUCGCAGUGCAGUAAUAGAUCCAGACUUCACUGUUUCUAUUAAAAUUCGAAUACAUAAAGAUUAUAAACAUACAGUGGAUUUUGCACGACAAAUGGAGGCAGCAGGUGCUAGCUUCAUCACUGUACAUGGACGUACGCAGGAUCAGCGAAGUGACCCAGUGUGCUUAGAUGCUAUAGCCGAUAUAAAGAAUGCUGUAAAAAUUCCUGUCAUUGCAAAUGGGGAUGUCCGGUCUUUGGAUGAUGCUGACAGGAUACAGAAAGUUACAGGAGUUAAUGGUGUGAUGGCUGCGAGAGGUAUACUUGAGAACCCUGCCAUGUAUGCAGGGUAUGAGAGCACACCUUUAGAAUGUGUUAAGGACUUUGUUAACAUUGCUGUUUCAACUGGGACCCCUUUCAGCUGCUUUCACCAUCAUCUUAUCUAUAUGCUGGAAAAAUCUUUUUCACGAUCUGAAAGAAGAUAUUUCAAUGUAUUAGGCAGCACAAGUGGUGUGAUCAGCUUCUUAAAUGAGAAAUAUAUGAUUGAAUUUUAUACUGAAUUUUAUUUUGAACCUUUACUGCUAUGCAACUGUUUCUUCUUACUUCCAUUGAGAGGCUGCCUGCUUGUGACACUUCGCUGUGACAGAGAAUUACGCGUCCUGAGUCGGGCACCUGUGAGAGCGAAUGCCAGCCUCUUGCAAACUUUUCGAAUUUGCUUGAGUGACUGUGUAAGAGCCUGUGGAAUUGGUGCUCGUAGCUGCUCGGGGCCACGAAUUCGCUUUUCACAAUCUAACUUCCAUCUUAGAAUUUGUGUGCACUUCAUCAUGUCUGAUACCAAAGUAUCUGAGGGAAUGGAGAGAAACGGAGAGAAUCCUGGUGCUGUAGUUGAAGAGCCCGUCGCUGCCUUGGGGUCCGACGUCCAAGACACGAAAGAUGAACAAGCCGAGGACUUGAGAGGUCAGUGUGAGGAGAGCGGAGAGGUUGCAGAAGCUAUGGAGAAGUGCAAGGUCGAAGGAGAGCUGGAUAGAGAGACAACUAUACUAGACAAAGAAACAAAUGAACCAAAUACAAAGGUUGCUGAACCCGGCAGUGAUGUUACUGACCCUAAGAAAGAAGGGUCAGUAAAGGAGACGUCCGAGCCCAAAGAAACCCCAUCGAAGGCUGAAGGGACGGAAGUGGAGGAAGGGAAGACUCCAGAGAAUAUGCCCAAGAAGUCUAAGAAUCAAAUCAAAAAGGAAAAGCGAAGGGCUCUGUGGAACCAGAACAAGGAGAUGUACAAGGAAAUGAAGAGUUGGAUAGCAACCAGAUACUUCAGGUUGUGUGUCUGGCAAAGAAUAUACAACCGGUUGGGCAGGGGCAAGACUGACAGAUACCUCUUAAAGAAUAAGGGCAUUGGAAACAAAAUAUAA
Molecule: messenger RNA, 1826 nt
Organism: Penaeus indicus
Lineage: Eukaryota; Metazoa; Arthropoda; Malacostraca; Decapoda; Penaeidae
Exons: 10
Coding region: 3-1826 (607 amino acids)
Biological process (GO): tRNA processing
Molecular function (GO): tRNA dihydrouridine synthase activity; flavin adenine dinucleotide binding
Source: RefSeq, a predicted model, not a curated record